This is a messenger RNA of Aspergillus pseudotamarii, 1160 nucleotides long. RefSeq names its product exosome non-catalytic core subunit SKI6. The record is from RefSeq and is a predicted model, not a curated record. The transcript is spliced from 2 exons. The coding region runs from base 226 to 1035 and encodes 269 amino acids. Gene Ontology annotation, cellular component: nucleolus; cytoplasmic exosome (RNase complex); nuclear exosome (RNase complex). Gene Ontology annotation, biological process: poly(A)-dependent snoRNA 3'-end processing; U4 snRNA 3'-end processing; nuclear mRNA surveillance. NCBI's taxonomy places the organism in Eukaryota, Fungi, Ascomycota, Eurotiomycetes, Eurotiales, Aspergillaceae.
UAGAACCACCCAUUGUGCAUUCCAUUCGGCUUAACGCGAGGAAAUAUCUUUUGGGCUUCUCGGGCAUAAAUUUUCUGAUCUGAUUCGUUCACCGUCUUGUGACUAUACGGUCGCUUUUUCGCCCGCGCUCCCAAGAACAAGUUACUAGAUAUCACGGAGUUCUAUACAUAUACGGUUGUUAGAAAGCCUUAAACCGACCAUAGAGUAGACGGCUCACCCCUCAAUAUGCCUCUCGAUACAUCGACUACGUACCCCCUUACCAAGCUGCGCCUCGAUGGCCGCCGGUGGAACGAGCUUCGUCUUCUCCAAGCGCAGAUCUCCACAAACCCGGCCAGCUCUGGUUCGUCUUAUUUGGCCAUGGGAAAUACAACUAUUAUGUGCUCGGUUCAUGGUCCUGCGGAAGGACGCCGAGGAGAUGCGACCGGUGGUGCAGCGGGUUCUUCGGGAGCAGUGGUAGAAGUCGAUGUCAACGUCGCUGGAUUCGCCGGAGUUGAUCGCAAGAGAAGAGCGGGAGGAAGCGACAAACAAUCGUCGCGCAUUGCAACUACUCUACGGGCUGCUUUCCAGUCUCAUCUUCACACCUACCUUUAUCCGCACAGUACUAUCAGCAUCCACGUUUCAGUACUAUCCGCCGACGGCUCUCUGCUUGCUGCUGCAAUCAAUGCUUGCACCUUAGCACUUGUAGAUGCAGGUAUUCCCAUGCCGGGCUUACUCUGUGGCUGCACAGCUGGUAUGAGCGGAAGUGCUUCUACCCCUCGUGAUCCUCGAAACGACGAACUAGAUCCGCUUCUGGAUCUGUCUUUGCCAGAGGAGCAGGAGCUCCCAUUCCUCACCGUGGGCACUACAACCUCUGUCCCGGUGGGUGAGAAUGCGAUGGAUGACGACGAGGAAGAUAUGAAAGUUUCCAUGCUGAACAUGGACUCGAAAGUGCAUUGCACUUAUGUCGAGACGAUGCUUGCCGUUGGGAUUGAUGGCUGUAAUCAGAUCCGAGAGAUCUUGGAGGGAGUCAUCAAAGGGUCCAAUAAGUUACAAUAGCCAUCUGUAGGUGAUCUUGGUGUCUUUCAUGUGAAUCUUUCUGUGUCUAUCAAAAAGCAUGAUGUCUAUUUAUACCCAAAUGCUGCACUUUCGAGGUGUUGGGGGCGUGUUUGGUUGGUUUCCAC